AUGGAGAUGUUGAACCAAACAUAUUUUGAUUAUUUUCUACUACAAGGAUUUGUCAACCUGGAGAACAACAGUGUUGCAUUGUUUACUUUAUUUUUCAUCAUCUAUUUCCUCACCAUUACUGGAAAUAUGUUGAUAGUUUUGGUGGUGCAUUAUCAAAGAAAUCUACACACCCCCAUGUAUUUCUUUAUCACCAACCUUGCCUUUCUGGAGAUGUGGUAUGUAUCAGUCACUACGCCCAAACUUUUAGCUAUGCUGGUGACCAAAGACAAGAAGAUUUCUUUCCAUUUGUGCUUUGCACAACUCUACAUGUUCCAUAGUCUGGGCAUCACGGAGUGUAACUUAUUAGCUAUGAUGGCCUUUGACCGUUUUUUGGCCAUAUGCAAGCCCCUCAGAUACAAUACCAUCAUGAACGCCAGAAUAUGCAGAUAUUUAGCCUUGAUGUGUUGGAUCACUGGGUUUCUAAUGGCAAUAAUUCCCAUGACACUGACUUCACAGGUUCCAUUUUGUGGAAGACAUUAUGUAAAUCAUUACUUCUGUGAUUUAGCACCAUUGCUAAGUCUGGCAUGUGGUGAUAUAACCCUUACCGUCACUAUAAAUCGAUGUGUUGGAGGCUUUGCAACGAUGUUCAACCUUGGUAUUGUCAUCAUCAUGUACAUUAAUAUUAUAUUGUCAAUAGUAAAGAUAAAGACCACUAUGGGAAGAAAGAAGGCUUUCUCCACCUGUUCUUCACACCUGACUGUGGUGACUCUGUUCUACGGUGCUGCUUGUAUUGUUUAUGCCAGCCCAAAAGAAGCACAUACUGUGGACUAUGACAAAAUGUUUGCCAUUGUCUAUGCUAUGUUCACUCCAUUCUUCAAUCCAGUCAUUUAUAGCCUGAGGAACCAGGAGGUAAUUUUGGGACUUAAAAGAGGCUUUGAAAUAAUUUUUAUUCAAAUUGCCAAAAAAUAA
Messenger RNA from Pseudophryne corroboree (corroboree frog), 948 nucleotides. Its product is annotated as olfactory receptor 6N1-like. Gene Ontology annotation, molecular function: G protein-coupled receptor activity; olfactory receptor activity. The transcript has a single exon. The record is from RefSeq and is a predicted model, not a curated record. Gene Ontology annotation, biological process: G protein-coupled receptor signaling pathway. Bases 1 to 948 code for a protein of 315 amino acids. Gene Ontology annotation, cellular component: membrane. Lineage: Eukaryota; Metazoa; Chordata; Amphibia; Anura; Myobatrachidae.